GCGUAUCCAAGGCAACGCAGACGGCGUCAGUGCAACCCAGCCGAGGAUGUGGACUCGGUGAAGGCAAUCUGCCAGCGCCUCCUCUACUUCGUCGUCUUCUACUUCGUCCUUGGUCUCUUCUUUGUCGGCUACCUAAAUUGGUACAUGUACUUCCAAGUGCCCCGAGAUCACCCAGCCCUGACCGGCAUGCAGUCGGCGCUUCAGAUGAACCCGGGUCUCAGUUACGUGCCCAAUCCCGACUUGUUCAACAGUCUGCUCCACUUCCGAACUCGCGAACCUCUGCCCUACUACGAGAAGUCCGACGAAAUGGCCGCCUUCCUACAUGCCUACCAGGACAACACGGGUUCCACGGAAUACGAGGACUGUGUUCAGGAGGGUGGGUACAAGCAGAAUCCUGAACGACCCUGCACCUACGACCUGAACGCCGGAGGUCCUUGCAACAUCAUGAAUGGGUGCGAGAUCGGUAACAUUUUGUUCACACAGCGUCCAGAUUUUGACUGUGGCCAGGUUGAGACGAAGGCAGCUCUUAUUUACCUCUCAGACGCCUUUCAACAUUGA
This is a messenger RNA of Mesocestoides corti, 558 nucleotides long. NCBI's taxonomy places the organism in Eukaryota, Metazoa, Platyhelminthes, Cestoda, Cyclophyllidea, Mesocestoididae. The record is from the annotation of a GenBank genome assembly.